Messenger RNA from Coregonus sp. 'balchen', 6403 nucleotides. Lineage: Eukaryota; Metazoa; Chordata; Actinopteri; Salmoniformes; Salmonidae. The record is from the annotation of a GenBank genome assembly.
AUGCCCAGUAAAAAGAAGAAAUAUAACGCCAGAUUCCCUCCGGUAAGUUGAUACUUUGCUUGCUAAGCAGUUAGUUAACCUAGCUUGCUAGCGUUAAUGAUCCAAGUAAAAUGAGCUGGGACUACUAACGGUUUGCUAAGUAGCUUGCUAAUGUUAGCUAGAACAGUACACCCUUGAAUGGAGUUUGGGCUAGGUUGUUAGCUAGUUUAACAAUACAAGAAGACAAAACUACCUAGCUACUUAGUAACUAGCUAGAACUGUAAUGUUCGAUAUGCUAUCUAGAUAAAAUGGUAACUAGUUAGGGAGGGUGGCCUUUAACAUUGCAUUGCUAGCUAGCGUGGUCAUUGUUAUUAGCAAACUUGUCAUCUGUGCUGAGAGACCUAGAUUAAUUAUUGACCAAAAUCAGUAUUACCAUGUUAGGUAGGGAUUUGCAUUAGAAUAAGUGACACAUCUUAUACGGAAAAAGAGGAUGUUGCUAGCUAGUAUAAUGGCUAAGUUGUUAGCAAACCAGUCCACCUACGAAUGUCAUGAUACCUGCUGCCACUACUCACUCAGUCAAUCAAUAAACAUUUAUUUAUGAAGUCCUUUUUACAUCAGCAGUUGUCACAAAGUGCUUAUACAGAAACCGAGCCUAAAACCCCAGAGGGCAAGCAAUGCAGUUUUAGAGUCAGGGUGGCUAGGAAAAACUCCCUAGAGAGGAACCAGGCUCUGAGGGGUGGCCAGUCCUCUUCUGGCUGUGCCAGGUGGAGAUUAUAAGAGUAAAUGGCCACUAAGGCCAGAUCGUUCUUCAAGAUGUUCAAACGUUCAUAGAUGACCAGCAGGGUCAAAUAAUAAUCUCAGUGGUUAUAGAGGGUGCAACAGGUCAGCACCUUAGGAGUAAAUGUCAGUUGGCUUUUCAUAGCCGAGCAUUCAGAGGUCGAGACAGCAGGUGAGGGAGUGAGGUAGCUAGAUGUAGAUGACCUCCUCCCUGUCUUGAGAUGUGAGGUGAGCCAAAACAGACAGGGCUGAAGCUGAAGCCAAGUAGGUGCAUGGUGAUAUGUAGCUAGGUUAACUUGGUAGGAGAAUAACAGGGACAGCUUCAAAAGAAAUAGGUAUGUAGAUAACAUAAUCGUCACCAUAACAAAAAACUAGCUCCCAGUUUGUGUGGUAUUAUUAACUAUCUAUCAAGAUCGUCAUCAUGCUACGCUCUGCAUGACUUCUGCGCAUUACCUAAAUCCUCAGGUGAUUCAAACAGAUGGGAAUAGGCCUAGUUUAGAUAGAUCCUUCGGCAAUGAGUUAAGCCAGCAUUUCCCAAACUCGGUCCUUCGGGACCCCAAGGGGUGCAUGUUUUGGUUUUUGCCCAAACACUACACAGCUGAUAGAAAUGAUCAAAGCUUGAUGAUUAUUUGAAUUGGCUGUGUAGUGCUAGGGCAAAAACCAAAACAUGCACCGCGUUUGGGCAACCCUGAUUAGACUUAUGCAUUACACAUUGAGCCAUUGCUGUCUAUAGCUUAGUUUCCUUGUCAUCUAACUACGGUAAAUGUGCUGUGCAUGUGUGGUUGGUUGAUUGAUCAGUUAGUACAGUCCGCAAUCAUGCAAAUGCUUAAUAGUAGUAGAAUCUUUAAAACACUCUUUCACUGACGUCUUCCCAUUCCUAUUACAGGCGAGGAUUAAGAAGAUUAUGCAGACUGAUGAAGAGAUAGGUAAAGUGGCUGCUGCAGUUCCUGUCAUCAUAUGUAUCCUUCUCUGGCCUGAGAGCUUCACCUGGCUGUAUUUCAUUGCAAGUUCCCAGUAACUGGAUUUCAAAAACAUGUUUAUUUGCCAAUGACAAUAUGGAGAUUUUGCCUAUAGUGUUAAUUGUUUGUGAUUGUGUUGUGCAGUUUGAAUGAAAUUCAUUUGACCCACAGUUUUGAGGGUUUGUUGCCCUAGUAAGAGUCUAGUAUUCAAUCUUGAGUAGUUGUGAAAUAUCUAACUGUUAUUGAAGACAAGAAAACAUGGCCACCUGGUCCUGUCGGCUAGUGGCUACUUUUCCCUUUCCUUAAUUCAACCACCAGCACGAGCUCUGGAGCUGUUCCUGGAGUCUCUCCUGACGAAAGCCUGUCAAGUCACCCAGUCCCGGAACGCAAAAACAAUGACCACGUCACACUUGUAAGUCAUGUAUUCAGUUAUCAGUGUUGGUCACAAAAGCCGAUAGGACUGCAGAUCGUAAUGGUCAGCAUUGUUGACUAUCAGUGCUUUUGGAUCUGGGAAAGUAAUGUUUUAAACAAUGUAUGUCUGUGUGUAGAAAACAGUGCAUUGAGCUGGAGCAGCAAUUUGACUUCCUGAAGGACCUGGUAGCAGCAGUGCCAGACAUGCAGGGUGAGGGAGAGGACAACCACGCAGAGGGAGGGGAAAAAGUUGCACGCAGGUAACGGACACUGAAUGAUACCCACUGUUGACUUGGAUAGGAUACUACUGAAGUACCCUAAAGUUUGGGUCUCUGGAAAAUGUGAAUUAUGCAAUCCUAACUUUGUGUACUUGGUGUCCUCCAGAGGUCGAAAGCCGGGGUCAGGCCGCAAGAACGGAGGAGCUGGCUCCAAGGGAAAGGACAAGAAGCUAUCAGACACAGAGUCGGAGCAAGAGGUCGGUGUUGACCUUUAAUUUGGCGGCCACUAAACAGAACCUUACCUUGGAUGACAGUAACCUUGUAUAGAGGGAAAUGUUAGUUAGUUUGGCUUGGUGGCCAAUUUAAGUUACAUCAAGUGUGAGAGGGAAGAGUAUGGAUUUCAGAGGCUUAUUUAGCUUUUUGUUGCCAUGGGAACAGGAUGACUCUGAGGACAGCGAGACAGAUGGGGAUGAGGAGGACGGUUCUCAGUCAAGCACAAACCUGCAGCCGCAAUCCCGAUUCCACAGGUAAACACUCACACGCACUACCUACCACUCCAGUAUCCUUUUACCUUCUAAAUAUGUUAUUGGCACUGACCCUGGAACUGACCCUGUAUAUAUCUUUAAUUACCCUGUAUAUAGCUUACUGACCCUGUAUAUAGCUUACUGACCCUGUAUAUAGCUUACUGACCCUGGAACUGUCCCUGUAUAUAGCUUACUGACCCUGGAACUGUCCCUGUAUAUAGCUUACUGACCCUGGAACUGUCCCUGUAUAUAGCUUACUGACCCUGGAACUGUCCCUGUAUAUAGCUUACUGACCCUGGAACUGUCCCUGUAUAUAGCUUACUGACCCUGGAACUGUCCCUGUAUAUAGCUUACUGACCCUGGAACUGUCCCUGUAUAUAGCAUACUGACCCUGUAUAUAGCUUACUGACCCUGGAACUGUCCCUGUAUAUAGCUUACUGACCCUGGAACUGUCCCUGUAUUUAGCUUACUGACCCUGGAACUGUCCCUGUAUAUAGCUUACUGACCCUGUAUAUAGCUUACUGACCCUGGAACUGUCCCUGUAUAUAGCUUACUGUCCCUGUAUAUAGCUUACUGACCCUGGAACUGUCCCUGUAUAUAGCUUACUGACCCUGGAACUAACCCUGUAAAUAGCUUACUGACCCCGGAACUAACCCUGUAAAUAGCUUACUGACCCUGUAUAUAGCUUACUGACCCUGGAACAGACCCUGUCUAUAGCUUACUGACCCUGUAUAUAGCUUACUGACCCUGUAUAUAGCUUACUGACCCUGGAACUAACCCUGUAUAUAGCUUACUGACCCUGGAACUAUCCCUGUAUAUAGCUUACUGACCCUGUAUAUAGCUUACUGACCCUGGAACUAACCCUGUAAAUAGCUUACUGACCCUGGAACUGACCCUGUAUAUAGCUUAUGACCUGGAUGACUCUGUAUAUAGCUUACUGACCCUGGAACUGUCCCUGUAUAUAGCUUACUGACCCUGGAACAGACCCUGUAUAUAGCUUACUGACCCUGGAACUGACCCUGUAUAUAGCUUACUGACCCUGGAACAGACCCUGUAUAUAGCUUACUGACCCUGUAUAUAGCUUACUGACCCUGGAACUGUCCCUGUAUAUAGCUUACUGACCCUGGAACUGACCCUGUAUAUAGCUUACUGACCCUGGAACUGACCCUGUAUAUAGCUUACUGACCCUGGAACUAACCCUGUAUAUAGCUUACUGACCCUGGAGACUGUCCUGUAUAUAGCUUACUGACCUGUAUAUAGCUUACUGACCCUGGAAUAGCUGUACCCUGUAUAUAGCUUACUGACCCUGGAAACUGACCCUGGAACGCCCUGUAUAUAGCUUACUGACCCUGGAACUGUCCCUGUAUAUAGCUUACUGACCCUGGAACUAACCUGUAUAUAGCUUGCUGACCCUGGGAACUGUCCUUGUAUAUAGCUUCUGACCUGGACUCCUGUAUAUAGCUUACUGACCCUGACUCCUGUAUAUAGCUCUGACCCUGGAACUGUCCCUGUAUAUAGCUUACUGACCCUGGAACUGUCCCUGUAUAUAGCUUAUGACCCUGAACUGUCCCUGUAUAUAGCUUACUUGACCCUGUAUAUAGUUCCACUGACCUGGAAUGCCCUGUAAACUGACCCUGGAACUGUCCCUGUAUAUAGCUUACUGACCCUGGAACUGUCCCUGUAUAUAGCUUACUGACCCUGGAACUGUCCCUGUAUAUAGCUUACUUAACCUGUAUAUAGCUUACUGACCCUGGAACUGACCCUGGAACUGUCCCUGUAUAUAGCUUACUGACCCUGGAACUGUCCCUGUAUAUAGCUUACUGACCCUGGAACUGCCUGUAUAUAGCUUACUGCCUAACCCUGUAUAUAGCUUACUGACCUGAACUGACCUGGAACUGUCCCUGUAUAUAGCUUACUGACCCUGGAACUGUCCCUGUAUAUAGCUUACUGACCCUGGAACUGACCCGAACUGCUGUAUAUAGCUUACUGACCCUGGAACUGACCCUGUAUAUAGCUUACUGACCCUGGAACUGACCCUGUAUAUAGCUUACUGACCCUGACUGCCGUAUUAGCUUACUGACCCUGGAACUGUCCCUGUAUAUAGCUUACUUAACCUGUAUAUAGCUUACUGACCCUGGAACUGACCCUGGAACUGUCCCUGUAUAUAGCUUACUGACCCUGGAACUGUCCUUGUAUAUAGCUUACUGACCCUGGAACUGUCCCUGUAUAUAGCUUACUGACCCUGGAAACUGUCCCUGUAGUAUAGACUGUACUGCCUGUAUAUAGCUUACUGACCUGGAACUGUCCCUGUAUAUAGCUUACUGACCUGAACUGUCUGUAUAUAGCUUACUGACCCUGGAACUGUCCCUGUAUAUAGCUUACUGACCCUGGAACUGCCCUGUAUAUAGCUUACUGACCCUGGAACUUCCUUGUAUAUAGCUUACUGACCCUGGAACUGUCCCUGUAUAUAGCUUACUGACCCUGGAAUGCCUAUGACCUGGAACUGUCCCUGUAUAUAGCUUACUGACCUGGAACUGUCCUGUAUAUAGUCUGACCUGGACUGCCCUGUAAGUUACUUGACCUGUAUAUAGCUUACUGACCCUGGAACUGUCCCUGUAUAUAGCUUACUGACCUGAACUGUCCUGUAAUAGCUUACGACCUGGAACUUCCUGUAUAUGUACUUACUGGAACUGACCCUGUAUAUAGCUUACUGACCCUGGAACUGUCCUUUUAUAUAGCUUACUGACCUGGAACUGUCCCUGAUAUAGCUUACGACCCGGAACUGCCUGUAUAUAGCUACUGACCCUGGAAUGUCCCUGUAAUGCUUACUGACCUGGUAACUGACCCUGUAUAGCUUACUGACCCUGGAACGUCUGUAUAUAGCAUUACUGACCUGGAACUGUACCUGUGUAUAGCUGCCUGGAAUGACUGGACCCUGAUAUAGCUAAUGACCUCUGGAACUGCCCUGUAUAUAGCUUACUGACCGAACUGUCCUGUAUAUAGUUAUGACCCUGGAACUGCCUGACCCUGGAACUGACCCUGUAUAUAGCUUACCUACUUUGUCAUGUUCGUCUUAUUUCUGUUUCUUGUGUGUUUUUGUUCAACUUUUUGUGCUACUGAUAUUGAUUACUGCAUUGUUGGGAAAGAGCAAGAAAGGCAUUUCACUGUACUAGUGCACGUGACAAUACAAACUUGAAGCACACUGAAGUGAAGCAGAUAUUCGCUUUUCUGGGUGGUGUCCAGUAGAGCAAAAAUCUGUUCAUAAUUGGACAAGUUGAAUGAUUACUUUUCAAUGACAAAACGCUUCAACAAUGUUUCCCACCUCCUGAACACGACUCUUCUCUCUGUUGUGUGCCACAGCCCAGACACCAUACAACCCCAGUAUCUCCACAUGGGCACCACACAGGGGGGUCUGGCCAUGUCCCUGGGCUCCUUUGCCCCCCACCCCUCGCUGAUGGGCACCGCACCCCCGCCACCCCCCUCCAUGCCGCACAAAGAUGACGACGAUGACGAUGAUGAAGAUUAUGACUCUUAG